Cottoperca gobio is the source of this 3085-nucleotide messenger RNA. RefSeq names its product acyl-CoA dehydrogenase very long chain (gene acadvl). The record is from RefSeq and is a predicted model, not a curated record. Gene Ontology annotation, molecular function: fatty-acyl-CoA binding; very-long-chain fatty acyl-CoA dehydrogenase activity; flavin adenine dinucleotide binding. NCBI's taxonomy places the organism in Eukaryota, Metazoa, Chordata, Actinopteri, Perciformes, Bovichtidae. The coding region runs from base 161 to 2137 and encodes 658 amino acids. The transcript is spliced from 21 exons.
GUCCCAUGAAGCACCGCGGCGAGACAACAUCCGUGGAGCAACGCUUCAAAGAUAGAAAAUCUGGUAACUAGUGGGUCAUUAGGCAACUGACGGCUUCUAGGCGGACGCAACGGACGUGUCAUAAUAUAACUUAUACAGAACAAGAACAACAAGAGCAAUCAUGCUGCUUCGUAAAGUGAGCCAGUCAUCCGCACUUUGCGGCUCCAUUCUUAGGAUUCCUCCGGUGCUAUCUGGAGGUCAGCGUCAUGCCGGGGCUGUGGUUGCUGUGCAAAACGCCCGUCUCUACGCUUCUCAAACUGCAGAGGCGGUGCUGGAUAAGCAAGCAGCAGUGGGUAGUGAUGCUGCCAUUAAAGUGGAAAAGAAGACCAUUGCUGUUGAAUCCAAAUCGUUUGCUGUCAACAUUUUCAAGGGGCAGAUCGCGACUGCCCAAGUGUUCCCCUACCCCUCAGUCCUGAACGAUGAGCAGGAGCAGUUUCUCAGAGAGCUCGUGGGGCCUGUCAGCAAAUUCUUUGAGGAGGUGAAUGAUCCUGCCAAGAACGAUGCCUUGGAGAAGGUAGAAGAUCACACCAUGGAGGGCCUGAAGGAGAUGGGUGCCUUCGGCUUGCAGGUGCCAGCGGAACUUGGCGGCCUCGGCCUUACAAACACACAGUAUGGCAGGCUGGUUCAGAUUGUUGGCACUCAUGACCUGGGCGUUGGCAUCACUCUGGGUGCCCACCAGUCCAUCGGCUUCAAGGGCAUUCUGCUCUUUGGGAAUCCAGCCCAGAAGGAGAAGUACCUGCCUAAGCUUGCCUCAGGUGAGACUCUAGCCGCCUUCUGCCUCACCGAACCGGCCAGCGGCUCUGAUGCCGCCUCCAUCAAGACCACAGCUGUCCAGUCCCCCUGCGGACAAUUCUUCACUCUUAAUGGAAGCAAGAUCUGGAUCAGCAACGGAGGUCUGGCUGAGAUCUUCACAGUGUUCGCCAAGGUCCCUGUGAAGGAUCCCAAGACUGGGGAGAUGAAGGACAAGAUGUCGGCCUUCAUCGUGGAGAGGAGCUUUGGAGGAGUGACACACGGCCCUCCAGAGAAGAAAAUGGGCAUCAAGGCGUCCAACACAGCCGAGGUCUACUACGAUAAUGUUCGCGUGCCAGCCGACUGCUUGCUGGGCGAGGUGGGUGAAGGUUUCAAGGUGGCCAUGAACAUCCUGAAUAACGGGCGCUUUGGCAUGGCGGCCGCCCUCUCCGGCACCAUGAAGGGAGUCCUCUCCAAAGCUGUGGAUCACGCCGCCAACAGAACCCAGUUUGGGAACAAGAUUCACAACUACGGAGCCAUCCAGGAGAAGAUCGCUCGCAUGGCCAUGCUGCAAUAUGUGACUGAGUCAAUGGCCUACAUGAUCAGCGGCAACAUGGACAGCGGAGCGACUGAAUUCCAGAUAGAAGCUGCCAUCAGCAAGAUCUUUGCCUCUGAAGCAGCGUGGACCGUGACUGACGAGUGCAUUCAGGUUAUGGGCGGCAUGGGUUUCAUGAAGGACUGCGGAGUGGAGAGAGUGAUGAGGGACCUGAGAAUCUUUCGAAUCUUCGAGGGCACCAACGACAUCCUGAGACUCUUCGUGGCCCUCAAUGGCUUCCAGAGCGCUGGUGCCCAGUUGAAGGGUUUACAGAAGGCCCUGAAGAACCCCCUUGGCAACGCUGGGCUGCUCGCAGGAGAAUUAACCAAGAGAGCCAAAAGAAAGGCAGGCUUUAGCACAGGCCUGACACUGCAUGGAGCUGUGCAUCCUGAGCUGGCACAGAGUGGUCAACUGACCACGACAGCCAUCGAACAGUUUGGAGCGGUCGUCGAGGAGCUGCUGAUCAAACACGGCAAAAAGAUCAUUGAUGAACAAUUUGUCCUGAAGAGAGUCGCCGACAGUGCCAUCGACCUCUACGGCAUGGUGGUGGUCCUGUCCAGGGCUUCUCGCUCUCUGAGUAAUGGCAGUCCCACAGCUCAGCAUGAGAAGAUGCUGUGUGAGACCUGGUGUGUGGAGGCCAGUGAGAGGGUGAUGAAGGACAUCGGUUCCCUGCGCUCCAGUCAGUCUAGACAGCUGUUCAAGAACAUGCAGGCCAUCUCUGCAGCCGUGGUGGAGACCGGAGGAGUGGUGGCUCCUCACCCUCUGGGUUUCUAAGCGCACCACGCUCCCCCGUAUCUUCAUGUCAUUUAUUUUCUUCUGCAUCUCUAACCAGGUUAUGGGUCAUGUAUACCAAGUCCUCUCAGACUUAAACAACUUUGUGCAUGGAGCUUUUAAAUGCAGCAUUGAGCCUUCAUGACAUCAUCUCUACAUUUAAUCUGUUGAAACGUUACGUUUUUGAAUCGAGGGCAAAAUAAAUGUCAUUGCAACUUUGAAGAACAAGAGGCCAGUUAACAGAGGAAGCUGUUUUAGGGAUUUUAAUUUAUACACAAGUGUUUGAAAUGAGUUUUUCUCCACUUUGGUUUAUACACUUUGUGAUCUAAUGUAUAUAAUGGUGUGGUGUUUACGUAGUUGAAUGCCUUUUUUGCAUGUUAACCUCACUCUGUGCUCAUCGCAGAAAUGUCAGGAGCAAAACCGUUGCCUUAGAAACCGGUCCACAGGUGCUCAGCCAAGUUCAUGUUGUGACUUGACUUAAAGAGAAUUUUUAUUUGAUUUAAAAUUCAAAUUAAAACUUGCAGGUCAACGUCACUCUUUACCGAUAGCAGUCACAUUAACUUCCAACGUGCACAUGUGUAUUCUCUCUCAGCUGAAGGUAGCAGGCAACAGUAAUUGUAGAAAACGAACAGUCAGUCUGCAUAGCUGGUACUUUAAGGAAAUCAUUUCUUGUACAAUUAAUUAAUUUUAAUCCGAUGUAUCAAAGCAUUAAUAAUUUAAAUUAGCUCUGCACAUUCUCUCCUCCCUAUAACUUGUACUGUGACGAUCAAUGCUGCUUUUAAGUAAUAAGUAAUUACUUAAGUACUCUAUGGUAAGUGGUCAUUGUGCUGAUUUAAAUUACAUGAUCAAAUGCUUGUGUUAUUUAAAAAUAGUCUCAUUUGUUAUGAUGUAGUCAGUGUUUGUGCACAUCUGCCUUGAGCUAUUAUGAUUAAUAAAUCAAGUAUAUCUUCA